CUCCCCGGCCACUGCUCUAUAUCCCUCUCCGUUCCCGUAAAGAAAAAACAGAGGACGAAUCCCCACGCCGGAACCGCGCGCGCCGCUAGGUCUUGACCACCGGAGUACGCAGCCCCGCUCCGGCGACCGCCCACGGCGGCGAUCCGGCGUCCCGCCUCCCCGCGCGGCCCCGCUCGACCUAGAUCUCGCGCGGGACGCAUGAGGCGCCCCGGAAUCGGCCAGAUCUAGCCGCUUCUUCCGGGCCGGCCGGCCGGACCAUGCAGCCCGGCGGGGGCCCCUCCGGCAGCUCGCCGGCGUCGUCGCCCCGGCCGGACCAGCAGCCGCCGACGCCGUCGCAGCAGCAGCAGCAGCAGGCACAGCACCUAGGGUUUACCAGGAACCAGGCAAUGAUGCAUCACCAUGAACAGCAGCAGCAGCAGCAGCAGCAAUCGUACCAACCGGGUGCACCGCAUGGUAUGAUGGGAGGGGGCGGCAGUGGCGGCGGGGGCUUCCCUCAGUCCUCGGGCCCGAUGCUGCCGUUCCAGGGCCAGAGGAACAUGCCACAACCCGGUGGACCGCAGGGGCAGCAGCACAACCAGAGCACAAUGCAGCAGCAGCAGCAGGCAUACAUGCAGUUCCUGAUGCAGCAGCAGAAGUCCCAUGGGAUGCACCUCCAGCAGCAACAGCAGCAGCAGCAGGCGAAGCUGAACAUGGCAGGACCGUCUGCUGCGAGGGACCAGGAUGCGGCUGCCAACCCGGCCAAGAUGCAGGAGCUCAUGGCCCUUCAGUCCCAGGCCCAGGCGCAGAUGUUCAAGAGGCAGCAGUCUGAGAAUCUUCAGCAGGCGGAGAAGCAGAUGGAACAUGGGCAGCCGGGCAGCGGCGAGCAAAGGAGCAGUGAUAUGAGGCCACCUAUGCCACCACAAGCAGUCCCUGGGCAGCAAAUGUCGUCAGCGGGCAUGGUGAGGCCGAUGCAAGGCCAAGCGGCAGCGGGCAGCAUUGGUGGUAUCCCCUUCCAAGCUAUCCAUGCCUGGGCAAAGGAGAUGAACAUCGACCUGUCUAAUCCUGCAAAUGCGAAUCUCGUUUCUCAAAUAUUACCUGUUUGGCAGGCCAGGAUGGCCGCCAUGCAGAAGCAGCAGAGCGAGACCAGCAUGGCUGCACAGCAGCAGCAGCAGCAGCAGCAGAAUCAGCACAUGCUUCCUAGGCAGGUGAGCAGUGAUGCCCCAGUGAAUGGGAAUGUUCCUGGUCAGCCCCCAUUGAAGCCCAGGCAGCCUCUCCCACCCAGUUCUUCGGUUUCUGUUGGAGCAGAGACCAAGGUGAUGAAUCCAAGCAACUUGCAGAUGCAGCAACAGUUCUCCGCGCAUAGCAGGGAAACCUCAAAUGAGAGGGCUGUGAGGCCGCCCAUGACAAUGGGAAACACUGGGCAAAUGAUGCAGAUGACCCAAAGUUCUGGACCUGUGAAUAAGAUUUCUGAGCAGCCCAAUCCAAAGAAUGCGAUUACUACCUCUGAAGCGAUGCAGAUGCAGUAUGCAGCAAGACAGAUGCAGCAGGGUAACCGAGCUGCCACCCCUACAGCAACCCCUGCUGAUACUGCAGGACCACAGGCCCCAACACAAGGUGCUCGGCCGCAUUCGAGUUUCACUAAACAUCAACUUCAUGUACUUAAAGCUCAAAUAUUAGCUUUUCGGCGUUUGAAGCGUGGUGAUCGUACACUUCCACCAGAAGUUCUUGAAUUAAUCAUGUCUCCUCCUCCGCCGCCGCCAGACUCAAAGCCGCAGCUGGUCGCUGGACCUCCAGUAACUCUUAAUCGUGAGAAUUCUGCUACAGUCGCCGCUGAUGAACAUGGAAGACCCAUGGAGAGUGGUGAUAAAGCUCCUGAGAAACCCCCAUUGUUGAAGGGCCCCUCUUUGCCGAAGGUGGAGGUUUCUCCUUCGGAAGACAAAACUGGUUCUGUUAGUGGUCCCGUGCAAGUGAUGAAAGUUUCACCCAAGGAGCCUCUUAGAAUUGGGCCAGUUUCAGCACCUGAGCAAAAUAACGCCGCCCCCGUUAAAUCUGAGCAGGAACCAGAUAAGGGUAUCCAGAGAACACCUGUGAGAAGUGAUAACAGUGGUGAAAGGGGAAAAUCUGUACCGGCUGAAAGUGGUUCAGCAGAUGCUGAGCAGGCAAAAAGAGCUGCCUCUACAAGUAGUGCACCAUCUCCCAGGGAUGUUCCCAGAAAGUAUCAUGGUCCAUUAUUUGAUUUUCCGUCCUUCACUAGGAAACAUGAUUCCUUGCCCCCUGCAAAUUACAAUGGUAGUCUAGCACUUGGUUAUGAUGUGAAGGACUUAUUGGCCCAGGAAGGCAUGAUAGUUCUUGGCAAGAAACGAGAGGAUAGCUUGAAAAAGAUUAGCGGCUUGCUUUCAUUUAAUCUAGAGAGGAAGAGAAUCCGACCAGAUCUUGUAUUGAGGUUACAGAUUGAAGAAAAAAAGCUGAAACUCCUAGAGCGCCAGGCUCGUAUGAGGGAUGAAGUUGAAGAGGUGCAACAGGAAAUAAUGGCAAUGCCUGAUAGGAUAUACAGGAAAUUCGUCAAGCAAUGUGAACGUCAACGCAUUGAGCUUAUAAGGCAAGUUCAGCAGAUGCAAAAGGCCUCAAGAGAGAAGCAGCUGAAGUCUGUUUUCCAGUGGCGCAAGAAGCUUUUGGAAGCACAUUGGGCUAUACGUGAUGCACGAAUAACUCGUAACAGGGGGGUGGCCAAGUACCAUGAAAGAAUGUUAAGGGAAUUUUCGAAGAAAAAAGAUGAUGAUCGAAGCAAAAGAAUGGAGGCACUAAAAAACAAUGAUGUGGAAAGAUAUCGUCAAAUACUGUUGGAACAACAAACUAGUGUUCCUGGCGAUGCAGCUCAAAGAUACAACGUUUUAUCUUCAUUCUUAUCCCAGACUGAAGAGUACCUUUAUAAACUUGGAGGGAAAAUUACUGCUGCCAAGAAUCAUCAGCAAGUAGAAGAGGCAGCAAAUGCUGCAGCAGCAGCUGCACGGGCACAGGGUCUUUCUGAAGAAGAAGUGAAGGCUGCUGCACAAUGUGCUGGUCAGGAGGUCAUGAUAAGGAACCAAUUCUCGGAGAUGAAUGCACCAAAGGAGAACACUUCUGUUAACAAGUACUAUACUUUAGCUCAUGCUGUGAGUGAAAGAGUUACAAAGCAGCCCUCACUUUUGCGAUUAGGAACUUUGAGAGACUACCAACUGGUGGGCCUUCAGUGGAUGCUUUCGUUGUACAAUAAUAAAUUGAACGGCAUUUUGGCUGAUGAGAUGGGUCUUGGCAAGACUGUACAGGUUAUGGCGUUGAUUGCAUACCUGAUGGAGUUUAAAGGGAAUUAUGGACCACAUCUCAUUAUAGUGCCAAAUGCUGUCUUGGUGAACUGGAAGAGUGAACUGCUAAACUGGUUACCAUCUGCAUCUUGCAUCUUUUAUGUUGGUGCAAAGGAUCAAAGGCAAAAGUUGUUCUCUCAGGAGGUUAUGGCUGUCAAAUUUAAUAUUCUUGUAACAACAUAUGAAUUUGUUAUGUUUGAUCGUUCCAAGCUUUCAAAAAUUGAUUGGAAGUACAUUAUAAUUGAUGAGGCCCAACGCAUGAAAGAUAGAGAGUCAGUAUUGGCACGUGAUCUUGAUCGCUAUAAAUGCCAGCGCCGUCUCCUUCUCACUGGCACUCCUCUACAGAAUGAUCUCAAGGAGCUUUGGUCCCUCCUGAAUUUGUUGCUACCCGAAGUCUUUGACAAUCGCAAGGCAUUUCAAGAUUGGUUCUCAAAGCCUUUUCAGAGGGAUGCUCCUACACCUAGUGAAGAAGAUGAUUGGUUAGAGACCGAGAAGAAAGUGAUUAUUAUUCACAGGCUGCAUCAAAUUUUGGAACCUUUUAUGCUACGUAGGCGCGUUGAAGAUGUUGAAGGCUCACUUCCAAGGAAGGAUUCUAUUGUUUUGAGGUGCAAAAUGUCUGCCGUUCAAGGUGCUAUAUAUGAUUGGAUCAAAUCCACUGGCACCAUCAGGGUUGAUCCUGAAGAUGAGAAAAUACGUAUACAAAGGAAUCCAAUGUACCAGCCCAAGUCAUAUAAGAAUCUCCAAAACAAAUGCAUGGAACUGAGGAAAGUUUGUAACCAUCCUUUGCUGUCAUAUCCUUUUAUGAACUACUAUGGGAAGGAUUUUAUUAUUAGAUCUUGUGGGAAGUUGUGGAAUCUUGAUAGGAUUCUCAUUAAGCUUCAUAGGUCUGGUCAUCGUGUACUCCUCUUUAGCACUAUGACCAAACUUCUUGACAUCCUGGAGGACUAUCUGCAAUGGAGGCAACUUGCUUACAGGCGAAUUGAUGGAACAACUAGCUUGGAAGACCGUGAAUCAGCAAUUGUUGAUUUCAAUAGGCCAGGUUCUGAGUGUUUUAUAUUCUUGCUUAGUAUCCGUGCUGCUGGCAGAGGUCUGAAUCUUCAGAGUGCAGACACUGUUGUAAUUUAUGACCCUGAUCCAAACCCACAAAAUGAAGAACAAGCAGUUGCCAGGGCCCAUCGUAUAGGGCAGACUAGGGAGGUAAAGGUUAUUUACAUGGAGGCUGUUGUUGAUAAUAUCUCAAGUUAUCAGAAAGAGGAUGAAUUAAGGAAUGGAGGAAGUGGAGAUUUGGAGGACGAUCUUGCUGGAAAGGACAGAUACAUGGGUUCGAUUGAAAGUCUCAUCCGCAGCAAUAUCCAACAGUUCAAGAUUGAUAUGGCAGAUGAAGUCAUUAAUGCUGGUCGUUUUGAUCAAAGAACUACCCAUGAGGAAAGGCGCAUGACUUUGGAGACCCUACUGCACGAUGAAGAGAGGUAUCAAGAAACUCUUCAUGAUGUUCCUUCUCUACAGGAAGUUAAUCGGAUGAUUGCUCGGAAUGAAGCUGAAGUUGAGCUCUUUGAUCAGAUGGAUGAAGAAUUUGAUUGGACAGGAGAUAUGAUGAAACAUAAUCAGGUUCCAAAGUGGCUCCGCGUUAGUUCUACAGAGCUUGACUGUGUCGUUGCAAGCGUAACCAAAAAGCCUUCCAGAAAUGCGUCUGGCAGCAGUGCUCCUGACACUAAACUUGAGAAAAGAAGGGGUCGACCAACGGAGGCUGGUAAGUACUCCAUCUACAGGGAGUAUGAUGAUGAUGAAGAUGAUGAGGAAUCCGAUGAAGAUGAUGAAGAGAGGAAUACAUCACCUCCCCCUGAAGAAGGUGAAACAGGAGAAUACGAAGAUGACGAGGAAAAUGAUGAUUCAGCACCAGAUGAUAACAAAGAAGAUCAAUCUGACCCGGAGGAAGAAGAGCCUAUCAAUGAUGAUGGAUACGGUUUUCAACGUGGGACGGGGAGCGGAAAAGCUCAUAAGUCUGAAGAAGCUGGUUCAACAGGAUCUUCAUCUGGAAGCCGGAGAUUACCACCACCUGCCCCUUUCUCAUCUUUGAAGAAGCUGCGGUCUCUAUCUGCAUUAGAUGCCCGCCCAGGCACUUUUUCAAAAAUAACUACAGAUGACCUAGAGGAAGGAGAGAUUGCAUUAUCAGGGGAGUCAAAUAUGGAUCUACAGCAGUCAGGCAGCUGGAACCAUGAACGAGAUGACGGUGAGGAUGAACAGGUGCUGCAACCUAAAAUAAAACGCAAAAGGAGUAUCCGUUCUCGUCCAAGACCUAGUGCGGAAAAACAGGAAGAUAGAUCUGGUGUAGAUGGUGCUUUCCACCAACGCGGUGCUCGCCUUUUAUUCUCUGGAGAUGGUGAUUAUGAUUCACAUCUGAAAUCUGAGCAAGAUGCCCAUGCUUUAGCGGGUCCUACUUCCAGGCAGCAAGAUGCAGUUCAUCCGAUAGUGAAACAAAAGCGUAACAUGCCAUCUAGAAAGGCCCCUCCUGCUUCUAGGGCUGGUAAAUCCAGCCACUUGUCUGGGUCUGCCAAGGUCACUGAUUCUAAGAUGUCUGACAGUAUGCAAAGAAAGUGCAAGAAUGUAAUAAGCAAGCUUUGGAGGAGGAUUGACAAGGAGGGCCACCAAAUCAUACCCAACAUAGCUUCUUGGUGGCGAAGGAAUGAAAAUCCCUCAUCCAAAGGUGUGGCUGGCAACACUCUUGACCUACAGAAAAUUGAACUUCGGGUUGAUGGAUUCGAGUAUGGCGGUGUAGCUGAGUUCAUAGCGGACAUGCAGCAAAUGUUGAAAAGUGUGGUUCAACAUUUCAGUUACAGACAUGAGGUUCGAGUAGAAGCAGAGACUCUCCAUAACUUAUUUUUCAACAUCAUGAAGAUCGCAUUCCCAGACUCUGACUUCCAAGAGGUCAAGGACUCAAUGUCGUUUGCAAAUCCAGGAGGAGGGGUGAACAGCAGCGCUGCCCUAUCAGCAAAGCACUCAGGUCCAGGUCAUAAGCAGCGCCGUUCUACCGCCACCGAUGCUGAGCAGCAUGGUUCCGGCAGUGGCAAGCAUAGCCAGCACACCUCGGUCGGCGAGGCUCCUAGCCGGGUCAAACCUGAGAGGCAUUCUGGACCUGGUAGCAGGGAUCCGAACCUUGGCACAGCGGGGCUGUUGCCACACCCCGGCGAUCUGUUCAUCGUCAAGAAGAAGCGACAGGAGCGGAUGAGGGGCAGCAUUGGGUCUCCAUCCAGCUCAGGCCGAGGACCACUCUCCCCACCAAGCAACCCUGGGCGCAUGGGCCCGUCGCCCUCCCCCAGAGGCGCGAGGACGCCCUUCCAGAGGGACCCCCACCCGUCACAGCAGGGCAUGCCUGGAUGGGGCGCACACUCCGACCGCGGAGGGAGCUCGUCGCCUGGCAUCGGAGACAUCCACUGGGCCAAGCCUGCAAAGAGACAGCGGACUGACAGCGGCAAGAGGCGGCCGAGCCAAAUGUGAUGUACAUUCUCCAGCAUCCCCUGACUGGUCCUACCUACCUGUGUUGUGUAAGAGGAAAAAUGUGGGGUAGGUGUUUCUUCCUUGUAUGUUGGGUAUUUAUUUGUUUACUGUAAAGGGAAACUCUUCUUAGACUUGUUAUGUGGUAGCUAGUGCAGCUAGAGAAAUGCAUUCUCAUGUCAAAAAGAACAGUGAAAUGAAAUAGUUGGCUUUAAUAAUUAGUUAGUGGGUGGAUCAAUUAUCCCUUGUUUAUGUUACCAUGAGCAAUUUGGUUAAUAGAAACUAAUUAACCCCUGAA
Molecule: messenger RNA, 7110 nt
Organism: Lolium perenne
Lineage: Eukaryota; Viridiplantae; Streptophyta; Magnoliopsida; Poales; Poaceae
Product: ATP-dependent helicase BRM
Biological process (GO): regulation of DNA-templated transcription
Cellular component (GO): nucleus
Molecular function (GO): ATP binding; protein binding
Source: RefSeq, a predicted model, not a curated record